Molecule: messenger RNA, 1152 nt
Organism: Punica granatum (pomegranate)
Lineage: Eukaryota; Viridiplantae; Streptophyta; Magnoliopsida; Myrtales; Lythraceae
Source: RefSeq, a predicted model, not a curated record
GAGAGAGAGAGAGAGAGCGAGUUAUAAGCAACAGAUUGCAUUUGCAAAGUCUCAUCUCACCAUCACCAUUAUCAUAUCAUAUCUCUAUAUAUCUCUCUAUUUCUCUCUGUUAUCUCCUGCUUUAAUCAUUAAUUUGAUUGGACAGAGGAAGAGAAGAGAAGGGAAGAGAGAGAAGAGAGGCAGAUCACUUUACUCACACUAUAUAUAUAUAUAUCCAACUGAGGGGGCGUGUGUUGUACUGAUCAUGAAAAGGAGAAGAGAGAUGGAGAAAGCAAGAACUGAGAUAAGAUCCGCCAUUGAAGAGCUCUCCCUGAUGGUCAAACUGAACCCUGCCAUGGUCAAGCCCAAUGAUUGCUCUGUCAUCCAAGACCAUCAUGAUGAUCAACAACAUGAUCGAGAACAACAUCAACAUCAUGGCCAAUCCCAUCAAGCUAUCCCCACAAGGCCUUUCCUUUCUCUUUGCACCUUGGUUGUUCAAGUUCUUGAUAAGAUAGGCCCGACAAUGGCUGUUCUCAGACAAGACAUUCAUCAGAACAUUCAGAGAUUGGAGACGGUCUUUGAAUCUGAACCAUCAAGAUACUCGAGCAUAGACGAGAUAUUAAAAAUGGAGGCUCAUGAAGGCAUUGCAAGGAAGACUACGAGCUGUAGCAGAGCGUUUGUCUGGCUGACCAGAUCGAUGGAAUUUACUGUGGCUUUGUUACAGAGACUGGCAAUGGAUCCAGGGCUGAGCAUGGAGCAGGCAGUGGAAGACGCGUAUGCCGUCACCUUGAAGCCAUGGCAUGGCUGGAUUUCUUCGGCCGCCUUCAGAGUGGCUACGAAAUUGGUGCCGGAUAACAAAACCUUCAUAGACCUCCUCGCGGCGAAAGACCAAAGCCGGGAGAGUCUUGUGGAGGAAAUGCAGACAUUCAUUUCAUUACUUGCACCUUUCCUGGAAGAGAUCCACUCUGCUUUGAAACUAUACAGCUUGGAGAGGAUAAAAUCGACUUAAGAAAGUCACAUAAAUAUCCAAAAUGUAAUAGAGCUCAGUUUAAUAUAGCUUUUGGUUUCUCUGUUUCAUCCGUCGCUUCUUCUUCUUCUUCUUCUUUGUAAAUACUGAACUAUAACAUAGCCUCUUUAUUCAAAAUUUAAUAUGCGGUUUUCCAUGUUUUCAAA